AUGAUUCCUUAUUAUUAUGGCAGCAUAAUAAUUGGUCCAAGUGGUGUUGGAAAAUCCACUCUUUGUAAAGGAUUGCUAUAGAUGAUGGAAUAAAUAUAAAGAAAAUCCAUCAUAAUUAAUAUGGACCCAGCGAAUGAAGAUUCAUAUGAAGAUUAUCUAUGCAUCAAUAUUUUAGAGCUUAUAACUGUUGAGGAUGUGAUGAAAAUGUUUAAACUAGGGCCUAAUGCAGCUUUGUUAUAUUGCUUCUAAUUUUUAUUGGAUAACAUAAAGUGGCUUUUUGAUAAAUUAUUGAAGUAUCAAGAUCAUUAUCUGAUUUUUGAUUUUCCAGGAUAGAUUGAAUUGUAUUUAGCAAAUGAUUCAAUUUACAAUCUAAUAUAAUCAUUGACAAACAAAAACAAUUCAACAUUAUAAAUAUCAUUGGUGGCUGUGCAAUUAUUUGAUUGUUUAAAUUGUUAUUAAGUGAACACAUUUAUCUCUGCAAGUCUUGUUAGUGUAACUGUAUCUGCAAAUUUAUCAUUGCCAUACUUAGCUGUUUUAAAUAAAUUAGAUUUAGUUAAACAAUAUGGAGAGAUGCCAUUAAGCUUACAAUACUAUUUGGAGGGUGAAAAUUUGAAAUAUAUGUUGGAAGUCACUGAUUAAUGUGAUGAAGAGGGAUAAAAAUUUAAGGAAAAAUAUGGACAAUUAACAUACCACAUUGCAGAGCUAAUUGAUUCAAAAGAGGUUGUUAGCUUUGAACCACUAUAUGUUGAAAAUAAAAAAUUAAUAAUGAGAUUAAUACUAAAAAUGGAUAAGGCUAAUGGUUAUUAUUUUUUGGAAAACUUACCCCCCAUUUAUAAAUCUAUACAAGAAGAUGUAGGAGAAGAAAUAGAUUUCCUUCCAACUGAAUUGGUGAUGGAGUUGGAAACUGAAUUAUUCGAAAGUAAUUGAUAUGUUAUUUAUAAAUAUAAAUCAUGCAAAUUUCUUUUAAAA
Messenger RNA from Paramecium tetraurelia, 969 nucleotides. RefSeq lists its product as uncharacterized. Gene Ontology annotation, molecular function: GTPase activity. NCBI's taxonomy places the organism in Eukaryota, Ciliophora, Oligohymenophorea, Peniculida, Parameciidae. The record is from RefSeq and is a predicted model, not a curated record. Gene Ontology annotation, cellular component: cytoplasm. The transcript has 3 exons.